Scomber scombrus (Atlantic mackerel) is the source of this 4000-nucleotide messenger RNA. RefSeq names its product angel homolog 2 (Drosophila) (gene angel2). Gene Ontology annotation, molecular function: mRNA 3'-UTR binding; 3'-5'-RNA exonuclease activity. The coding region runs from base 79 to 2199 and encodes 706 amino acids. The record is from RefSeq and is a predicted model, not a curated record. Gene Ontology annotation, biological process: 3'-UTR-mediated mRNA stabilization. Lineage: Eukaryota; Metazoa; Chordata; Actinopteri; Scombriformes; Scombridae. The transcript has 9 exons.
ACAUGGAGCUGCUGUUUGUUUGAGUUUCACCGACAUUAAACCUUAAAUCGUGUUUAUAGAUUAUUGUUUGUCUGUUUUAUGCAAAACUGGAAUAUAAACGAUGUGUCCUUCACCGCCGGAGAGAAUCGCUCCAUGUCCCUUCGCCAGCUGAGCUCCUUCGGCUCCUCCUUCCUUCGCGGCGGCCGUCCUGCUCUCUGCAGGGCCGGCUUCAGGAGCAGCAGUGCCUCCUCCGUCUCCCCCUCCCGCCUCCAUUUGUUCCCCGCUCCUCCUCCAUGGUGGACGGUGCGGGGAUUUCCUCCCUGGCCUCCUCGACUUCAUCGCUCCCACCCAGCAGCAGCAGCAACAACCAGUCAGGUGUUCAGUGGUCGCACCGCCCGCCGUUCAUUCAACACCUCCGCCGGCCCCCUGAUGGAGCGGCACGACAAAGAGCCGCCUCAGAAACGGAGGAAGAGCGUAGAGGAAAAGGGAAGCGCUGGAGAAAGGGAAGGACACAAAGCAGGAGGAAAAGAUGGAGGCUCAAAGAAGGAGCACCGCCACCUGGACCCCAACGCGGACAGCUUUAGACCAAACCACCGCCACAAAGAUGGAGGUGGAGACGGAGGGAAACACGGAGCAGGAAACGGCAGCAGCAGGGAGAGCAGCAGGGAUAAAGAAAGGACUAAAACUGGGAGCAAAGACAGAGACGGGAACCGUAACACGCAGAGAAAAGACGGAGCAGCUCGAGAUGAGACUCCACAUCGAGGGAGAAGCACGCAGCAGCAGCAGGGGGGGGGGCAUAAAGACUCACAGCCUGCAGCAACCAGGACUCACAGCUCCUGGUCCAAACCCGAGCCACGUGCAGAGUCCACGCACAAACCCAGCCGCUGGGACAGAGGGCCCCCCCCCAGCAGAGCCCCCUCCUCAAACCACUGGCAGGUAGCGGGGGGCAACAGGCAUCCUCCUCCACCUGGAACCUGCCCGCCUGUCAGACAGCAGCAAGUUCCUGUUCCUAUGAAAGCUCUUCAGAGACACUGGGAGAACUCUCCUGCCUGCAGUGCGUACCCUCUGCCACCGGGGGGCAGCGCAGGCUUUGAUUUCUCAGUGCUGUCCUAUAACAUCCUGUCUCAGGACCUGCUGCAGGACAAUUCCUACCUGUACCGGCACUGUCACCCUGGGGUGCUGUCCUGGGACCACCGGCUGCCCAACCUGCUGGCUGAGAUCCAGCAUUACAACGCUGAUAUUCUUUGUCUUCAAGAAGUCCAAAAGGAUCACUACGAACACCAGAUUAGACCCGCUCUCACCCAACUAGGCUACCACUGUGAGUAUAAGAAGCGAACAGGAAAUAAACCGGAUGGUUGUGCCGUCAUCUUUAAAACCUCCCGCCUGUCGCUGGUCUCCUCCAAUCCCGUUGAGUUUUUCCGACCUGGCGACGCCCUCCUCGACAGGGACAACGUGGGAUUGGUUGUUCUGCUGCGGCCAAACGACGCCUCCUCCCAGUCGGAUCCCUCCUCCGUCAUCUGCAUCGCCAACACGCAUCUCCUCUACAACCCCCGCCGAGGCGACAUCAAACUAGCCCAGCUGGCCAUCCUAUUUGCUGAGAUCAGACGGUUGUCCCGCCUCCCGGACGGCUCGACCAAUCCCGUCGUUCUGUGUGGAGAUUUUAACUCGACCCCCCUGAGCCCGCUGUACAGCUUCCUGACCACCGGCUGCCUGGAGUACCAGGGGCUGCAGAUCGGCAUGGUGUCGGGUCAGGAAACCAGUCCCAGAGGUCAGCGUCUCCUCAUGUCUCCGCUCUGGUCUCACAGGUUGGGAAUCAACCAGCGCUGUCAGUAUGAGGACAAACACACUGCUGAGUCGUCCAUCAGCCCAGCAGCAGUAGAAGGAGCCAUCUGUAACAUGACUGUAGAAGAUCUGGCUAACAAAGCUGCUGCUGCUCUUUACAGAGCGAGGAUUGAGCACAGUCUGAAGCUUCAGUCGUCCUACCAGCACUGCCUGCCGCCUGACGGGAGACCUGAGAUCACCACCUGCCACUCCCGCACCGCCAUGACGGUGGAUUACAUCCUGUACACUCCCACCGAAUUAGUCGGGCGGGGCCUACAGCUGCUCGGCAGGCUCUCAUUGGUCGGCCAGUCGGAGCUGGAGGAAGUGAACGGUUUGCCCAAUCACCAGCACUCGUCCGACCACCUUCCUCUCCUCGCCGGCUUCCGGUACCGACGUUGACCUGACCCGUAGUCGUCAAGGCAACGCGAGACAAGCCAGCCAGCCAAUCGGGAACAUCUGUAGGCGUGCUGUCGAGUGCAGCUCAGGGAAGGAUGGCGUGUUGAAGACGUCUAGUGAUCGAGUUAAAGACUAAAUACUCGUGUUGCUUCUGGCCGCCUGUCGGAUGUGUUACGUCAGCGGGAAGCUUCAAAGGUGCUGAGCAGAAUUUACAAACAUAUCAAGCUCUCAGUUAAAGUUUGGACAGAAGAAGUUGUUAAAAAACGGAUGAAAAAAGGAUGAAGAUAAAAGGCAACAAAACAAGCGGUAACGACAUCAUGUUCACAUUAAUGAUCUUUUAUUACAAAUACUGAUAUUUAAUCUGAUUGAUUUCCUCACUUUAGAGAAUUUAACAAAUGAAAGAGAAAAGGACAUCGAGGUUUUAUUUGUAUAUAAAGUUUACUUUCUUAUCGCUGCUUUAUCAGCGUGUGAAUAAAUGAAGGGAUGAAUUUUAAACUCUUUUUUUUUUUUAAAGUUCAAAAAGGCUGCUGAUGAAGACGAUGUGGUCAUGAUGAAGAGGCGAAGCAGCCGCCAUCAUGUCCACUUAUUUACUGAUUUAACUCUUUUAACUGUUGUACCAGCUCAGUUCAGGUGUUAUGAUCUCAUUAGGAAAAUUAUCUUUUAAAAUGCUUCAAAAAAUCAGCUUUUUUUUUUAAAAUCAUGACCACUGAAACGUUUAUCCACUGUGGCAAAAAACAACAACAAGGAGUUUAUAACUGGUUAUCAAACCGUCUCAGUUUAUUACUGAUGCCUCUGUCUGACCCGCACUCAGAGAGCAGAUUGGCUGUUUUUAUGUAUUAUUAUUAAUAAUCUGCUGCUGUCAGAUUCCCACAAACAACAUCAGAAGAAAGGAGACAAGAGGAUUCUGUGUUUACAUGACAGGUGUCGUUGUAGCAUGAAGGAGGACGAAGAUGUUUUUAGGACAGCGGGAAGACUUUUCUCUAUGUUUGAUAAUGUUAAAAAGAAAGUUAGACUCGCUGUCAGCUUCUCAACUCAAUUUAAAAAAGAUGAGAAGAAGAAGAGAGAGAGAACAAAGCUGUGAAUCUGAGCAAUAAAACAUGAUUUUCUGAUAGUUUUUCAGCAGUAACGUUCACACACACACACACACACACACACACACACACACACACACACACACACACACACACACACACACCUGCAGGAAGGCGCCACGGUGCUGAAUUUGGCGUGAACGCAGCGUUAAAUAUAACUUCAGUGUAUGAACGGUAAUAAAACAUCAUCAGACUACUUUUAUUCAUCUUGUACAACCACUAAUAGAUCAAUGACUUCAUCUCUAUUCAUCCUCCAAACAGCUGUGUUUAAAAGAAAUAAGCAUCUUUCUUUCACUCACUUUAAAAGCUAAGACUUCCUCCUACAAUGUGAGGUGAUGCUGCUCUCUAUUCUGGGACAGCACUACCACUUCUGUCCACAGGGGGGCGCCAAAAACAACACACAAUAAAAGCUCCUCCCAGUAGCUUUCAAUCAAACACUAUAGCAGGAAGUGAUGGAAACGUUUUUCUAUAUUUAUUAUAAGAAAUAAAUACUGUGUAAUUAAUUGGAUCCAGUCUGAGAGAGUUUAUCUUUUUUCAACUAAUAACUGUCAAAAUAAAACAAAGAAUGUUGUUUAAAAUAAUAAUAAUAAUAAUAAUAGUGAAUUAAAACGUGUUCAUCUCAUUCACCGCCUGUUAUGAUUUGUACAUAUUCAGUAAAUAACAACAAGGCCUGGAUAUAUAUUUUUAAGCCUUUUUGGGAAGUUUUGAGUGUU